This is a messenger RNA of Zasmidium cellare ATCC 36951, 1605 nucleotides long. RefSeq lists its product as uncharacterized. The coding region runs from base 1 to 1605 and encodes 534 amino acids. Lineage: Eukaryota; Fungi; Ascomycota; Dothideomycetes; Mycosphaerellales; Mycosphaerellaceae. Gene Ontology annotation, molecular function: acyltransferase activity, transferring groups other than amino-acyl groups. The transcript has 8 exons. The record is from RefSeq and is a predicted model, not a curated record.
AUGUACUACACUGAGAGGCUAAUGCUGCGAGCUUUUGACCUGCGGGCAGAUGAGAAAGUCGUCGCUCAGAUGUUCAAUGACGUGGAAACAAUGUGGGCUCUGUCAGCUGAGGUGCCUCGUGCAGAUCAAUACAAUGCGAAGAAAUUCAUCGAAGGGAUCGCUGCACGCACGAACGGAGUCCCCUCGUUCGUGAUCUGCCUCAAGCCGGAGCAGGGCCUUGACUCGCUGGGACCAGACGACGACCUGUUCGUGAAAGAUGGCAAGGCGAGAUAUCCCAUGAUCGGCAUGCUCAACCUCGGCGGCUCUCCGCAGAUGAGCUACGUUAACCGGGUUAUGAGGUUCGGUAUUAACUUCACGAAGGAGCAUCAAGGCAAAGGAUUUGGGACCGAAGUGCUGACAUGGGCGAUGGAUUACAUGUUCGGCAGUCUGGGAAUACACAAAUGCGAAUUGGACGUGUCGUCUGACAACCCGAGGGCAAUACGUUGCUACGAGAAAGUUGGAUUUGUGAGAGAAGGCGUGCUGCGCUCAAACUACCUCAAGAACGGGCAGUGGCUGGACAAUCUGAAGAUGGGACUCCUUGAAGAUGAAUGGCGAGAACUACGAGCGGGAAAAGCCGCCAAAAUUCCACCUCGAAGCACAUCAUCACGACAGUCUUCAACUCUUCCAUCGGACAUUCAAGAAGGCCUACAACAGCUUCAGAACAGCAAAGCAAUCCCUCAAGAAGUCCGAAAGAGCAGAUACUCGCAGUCCAACAUCACACAAACCAACUCUGCAAGCACCGCACCGAAGAUGUCGUUCGAUCUCGAGAAAGGCGCAGGCGCCUCCAGCGCUUCAGUCCAGCAACCCACCACCGCACGUCUCUCCAACACCUUCCCUCCAACAUACGAGCAGCAUGUCAAUGACAACAUGCGCAACUUCGAGUCCGAGUUCCAAGAGGUCAAGUUGAGAGACUUCGACGGCAUCCAAGACUCCAAGCCCAAGCAGCGCAAGCGCAAGUGUCCGGCAUGGGUGUGGCUCUUGACGGGCAUUUCCAUCUUGCUCAUCAUCAGUGCCUUGUUGGGCGGCUUGAUCAUUCACUACAUGAACAAGCAGAACAGUCAUGUCGACAAGGUGGCUUCGCAGACGUCUCUGGCUACUCGUUCUGAGGAGACCACGACGAUCUCUCCUUCAACGAUGACCGUCUACAUUACUCAGACUCCGCCCACCCCUUCGACGCAGGUCGUGGUCACGACUCUCACACCAUCGACAUCGACUCCAUCGAUCGUCACGGUAACUUCGACAACGACGGCAUCCAGCCCUGAAUCGACAUCUACUUCAACCACCGAAUCUCCCUCAACCACCACCACGAGCAUCAUCACCACCGCUUCCGCAUCAACCAGCAGCAUCAACCCCAGCGAAGCCGCUCUCAGCUCCAGCAUCGCAGCCGAGCGAUCUCUCAAGAGCGCCGAGAUGAUUACCUCGCCCAUCACGACAACUCUCAUGUCCGUCACCACGGCCACAGAAGUCAGCGUGUCGACUCCACCACCUGAACCAAGCAAGACAUUGAUUCCGAUGCCUGGUGGUGAGAUUGGCAAGUGUGGUGUUCCUGGUCAAGCCUGUAACUAG